Molecule: messenger RNA, 2227 nt
Organism: Physcomitrium patens
Lineage: Eukaryota; Viridiplantae; Streptophyta; Bryopsida; Funariales; Funariaceae
Biological process (GO): double-strand break repair via homologous recombination; protein sumoylation
Cellular component (GO): nucleus; Smc5-Smc6 complex
Molecular function (GO): zinc ion binding; SUMO ligase activity
Source: RefSeq, a predicted model, not a curated record
AUUGUGAAUCUGUCCGAACUGGGCGGGUCGCAAAGAUUCGCAGCUCAUACCGACACCAUGCACAGUCACUCGCAGAGCGAAUCGAUGCCGUGCUGCGAAGACGAGGUCGGCAAUUGUGGGAAGAGGAUGAGGGUUAGCAGUCGCGAGGAUGCAAUCUCGAAUAUUGGAUUUGGGUGGAAUUAGCAAAGGUUUUCGAGGACACGGGAGCGCAUGCGAAAACCGUCUGGAUGAACCUCUCCUCCUCUCAUGCUCGGAACCCUCGUCUGGAUUGGGAAUUGCACAUCUGCAUGAUCGAUUGCGUCGGACACGAAAGCCUCGCUGCCCAUUAUCAUGUUUUUGGAGGUUUUCAGGGUGGGCUCUUGCGAUGGGGUUGGAUUCCGAGCUCGGGUUCUUGAUGUGGGUGGAUUACCAGCGGCUGCGGCAUUUCAUGGAGCAUUUAUAUGCUUUGGAAGAUAAAGAUGCGCAGCUAUGAAACAUAUUCUUUUUUCUAAUGGAAACUAUCUUCCCAUGAAGGAUUUUCUUGCAAGGAAGGUGGAAAUUGUGUGCCUACUCUGUUGACUGAAGCGAACCAAAGUAAUGAGAAAUGUGAGUGGAGAGAUGGAGGAGUCCGUCACGGACACGAAUCAGAAAGAUGGGAAAACUAACAGGCUGGAGAUUGACCGGGAUGGCCUUCAAAUGCUACGAUUGGCACACGAGGGUGACAAGGCAUUGCUCAGAGGCCUUACGUUACAUGGAUCCGAAGAAUCGAAAUACCAGCAGGCAGUUGCUGAUAAGUCCCCACUCACGGAGAGUGGUCAUUUCAAGCACGAAGUUAAGUGUUUCCAGAUUUCCAAGCCGUUGAUCAGAGUGGAUCACUCUGACAUCAGUCACGAUGAUAGAACCUUGGAGGAGCAAAUGACGAAUGGUGCCGAGUUUGAUCAAAGUUCAAUAUUUCAGAAUACAUGCAAGUCAGAUGCUGCGAUUAGGAGAAGUGAGGAGCUCAAGGAUGUGGAAGGAGUGUGUGUGGAGCGGAAACCGGCACUUGUGAAGAAGGAAGCCUCCGAGAUGAGUGACUUAACAGAGCGGCAGCAGACAAUUCCUGAUGAUUUUCAUGUCAAGUUUGUCCUUGAUGGAGUUGAUAUGGAAGAAGAUGACGAGGUGAGGGCUAGGAAGCAUUUCGAAUUUGUGGAGUUGAAGAAACGACUAGAGGAGGAGGAGAUUAUGUACGCGGGUUGCGCAUUGGGGGAAGCAUCUAAUAUCGACGCAACUGAGAAGGACCAGAUUGAAGCCGAUCAAGUGAGGGCCACCAUGGAUGGUGUGAUCAACAGUCUUGCAGGGAUAGCAAUUUGCAAGCCAGACUCAAGCCUACGAGUUGAUAAGAAGCCUCUUUCUAAAUCCUUGAAUAUCAACAAUGGAAUGACAGAUCUGGCUGAAGAUAAAUUUACGGGGCCUCAAGCGUAUACGAAUCGUGAGGGGAGCGGAGGGUGUCUGUGUUGCCGAAAAGCAGUGAAACAGAUAGACGAGGGGAAUGCAAGUGAUGUGUACAUGACAAACUCCUUCUAUUCAUCGCUAAAUAUUGUCUGCCCAAUCUGCGGGAUUCCAGUGGUUGAUCUCGUAGACCCAGUUCGAAGUGAAGAUUGUGAACACAUCUACGACCGAGCUGCAGCUCUCAACUACAUUGCAACAAAGAGGAAAGAUGACGUUUGCCUCUGCGCAGCUUCAGGCUGCCGCGCGUCGUUGGCCGAGAACAAGCUGGUUAACGAUAGCCGCUUGUGGCAAGACAUUGCAGAGCUCCGCCAGAUCAAGGCAGCCAUGUUGGAAAGUCGCAUGUUGCAGGACUUCGCGAACAUUGAUGACAGUGAUGAUGACUGAGAGCCAGCAAUGGCAACUUUGCGAGUAGGGUCGAUAACACUCUUGCUGUUAAUCUCUGACAACGCAGAAUUCUACUGCCAGAAUUUGAUCCUCUCUUCCUCCUAAAGGAUCCGCAUCAAUUUUAGAAACCCCCCUGCUCAAAUCCUAACAGUAAAUGUGCCAGGGUCAUUGCAAGUACUCCAGAGCUUCACUUUAACUCAUUUCGUGCUGGACUUGUGAAGAAUACAACAGCUAAUGAACUUGAGAUUCAGCUUCUAGGUUGACAAGCUAAAAAAAGUAAUUACAGUUAACUUUUAAGCUGAGCACUAUGUACAUUUUGUAUCAGUAAUUGAAUUAACUGGAGAGUUCAGGAGCUUUACUAAUUGGCAAGAUAAAA